This is a messenger RNA of Yarrowia lipolytica CLIB122, 909 nucleotides long. The record is from RefSeq and is a predicted model, not a curated record. Lineage: Eukaryota; Fungi; Ascomycota; Dipodascomycetes; Dipodascales.
AUGAGGCAAGAUGAGUAUCAUAUAAAGCAAAGGAUUUUUUCAAUCUCAAAAGCAGCUAUAACAAUGAUCAAGAUAAAAACCGAGCACAAAGUGGUGAAGGCAAGAACCCCGAAAAAAAUGAAACCUGGAAUGGCCCGUUUCAGAAUUCAAGCCGUUCCCAUCAUCAACCAAAACAACAACGCCUACCUGUCAGAGAUCAGCUUCGAAGAAAAGUUAGAACCAGUUCCGCCGAUGUAUCCUGAACUACAAAAAGUCCUUGAUUACAUUCACUCACGCAAAGUCCCCUUCGACGGAUCAUCGGGGCCAUACCCUCCCUCGAGCAGACGACAAGUGGUCAACGGUUAUGUCGCAUUUAAGCUAUAUCACCACGUUCCACACACUGACCUUAGCGCAAUUGAUAUCACCCACCUCCUCCAAGGUCCUUGGAGAGCUUGCCCUGAUAGACACAUCUGGACCAAGUACGCUGAUCACUACCGUUCUAGAGGGCGUGACGUCGCAUUCAAGACAUGGCUUCUGUCUGUUACUAGUCCUGCUCCUGAGAAGGGGCUAAUUAUUCAGCCUCAAACUCAGAGCGAGCAGGGGUACAACUUCUCAUCUUCCUCUGAUUUUUCAAGUUCUCCAGAACACAGUGAAACACUCCCUGUGUCAUCUGGAGAGCCCAGUACACCUGUUGACCCCUUCCUGAUCGAGUUUGAUCAAGGCAUCGCGGAGAAAGAGGCCAGCUUCACAAGUCCUUGCAACCAAAACUAUGACUUGGAUUUCAGCCAGCUUCAGCCUCUAAGUAUUCGCGUCCCUUAUUUUAACCAGUACGCUUCUUCCAGUAACUCUGGAUUGGAUGUUGACUACUUUGACGGUAGCACCCUAGACACUCCUAGCUACAUCGACACUUUCAUCACACCAUUGCACUAG